GGAGGAGAGGAUGCUGCUGCUGGGGGCCCGCGGAUGAUGCGCUCUGAGGAAUCACCGCCAUUACAUCAUCCUUUCCCCGGUAGAGAGCCGCCUAACCACCGCCUCUAACCGGAACCACGGCCCGUUUGGACCGAGCGGUUAUUAAAACGGCGCUUCGAUGUAAGCAGCUGUGGGGGAGGGGGGAGAGCAGGAGAGGCGUCAUCAGCAUCUGUCCUCCAGCUCCCUUUGUUUGCGCCGUAGAGCGUGAAUGGCGAGAGAUGACAUGGCAGAGGUAGAGCUGGCCGGAGCGGCGCGCGCCUCCCCGGCCUCCACCUACGAGGAGUACGAAUGCAAAAUCUGCUACAACUACUUCGACCUUGACCGGCGCGCGCCCAAGAUCCUGGAGUGUUUGCACACCUUCUGCGAGGAGUGCCUGAACACGCUGCACCUCCGGGAGGAGCGGCCGUGGCGCGUCAGCUGCCCGGUGUGCCGCCACCGGACGCCCGUCCCGGACUACCGGAUCCAGAACCUGCCCAACAACACCAAGGUGACGGAGGAUUUCCCGCUCUACAUCGACUCGGACCCGCUGCCGCAGGACGCGCUGCCGCCCUACCCUCCGCCGCUGCACCCCGCUCUGGUGGCGCUCCGCCGGGAGGAGGCGUCCGGCGCCGGCCAGGCGACCCCCUCCACCACGGUGUCCACGGCCACGACCCUCUCCCAGGACUCGGUGCGCUACGACAGCUGUCAGAGCUGCAAGCGCGUGGCGCUGACCACCGGCUGCGUGUGCGUCAUCUUCUCCUUCCUGUCCAUGCUGGUGCUGCUGUUCAUGGGCCUCAUCUUCGUGCACAGCCACAGCAUCCCCCCCUCCCCGGCCGGACCCAUCUGCCUGUCGGUGGCCAGCAUCCUGGCCAUGUUCUCGGUGGUGGUCACGUGGCUCAUCUGCUGGCUCAAAUACAGACCUGACCACGAGACGGGGCGCGCGUCCGCCACCAGUAACUCCAGGAGGAACGCCUGAUUGGCUGCUGGCUGUGUGUGUGUGUGUGUGUGUUUGUGCGCGCGCGCGCGUGACCAUGAUCCUCCCUUUACCUUUUUAGGGGGAAUCUGGUCCAGAAUGGCCUUCUACCAGUAUAGCAAACACCCAAAGGCCUUCAUGUUGUUUGGAGCAAUAUAGGCCAACUGACCCUUGAUAAUCUUUUCCUAAACUGAUGCACUUGACUUUGAGGGGGGGGGCUGACUGGAUGGUGGACUCUAAACUUUGCUGGGGGUGUAUUUGGUUUGAUAAAUGAACAUGAAGUGCUUAGAUCCGCGUUUUAAACCCUUUUCAUUCACUGUCCAGCUAUAUAAUAUGCACCCCCCCCCCCACCACAUUAUGACAGUCACUGUAUGAAAAAUGUCCACAAUGUUUCACUCAUAUCUCCAAAAAAAGCACCCUUUUUUUGUACAGAUAUGCUGAAUUUUGGUUUUGAUGGAGGUUUAGUGUGUUUAUGUGGUGAAACUUUAAAGGAAAAAUCCGAUCAGCGAGGAAGAAUCAAUGGAUCAUUAUUUAUACUGAAAACUGAUUAAUUUAGUGUUAAUCAGUAAAAACAGUCUGGGAGCGGCCAUUUUUGCCCAA
Cyprinodon tularosa is the source of this 1591-nucleotide messenger RNA. Its product is annotated as E3 ubiquitin-protein ligase RNF186. The transcript has a single exon. The record is from RefSeq and is a predicted model, not a curated record. Gene Ontology annotation, biological process: protein ubiquitination. Gene Ontology annotation, molecular function: ubiquitin protein ligase activity. Lineage: Eukaryota; Metazoa; Chordata; Actinopteri; Cyprinodontiformes; Cyprinodontidae. The coding region runs from base 248 to 994 and encodes 248 amino acids.